Mobula hypostoma (lesser devil ray) is the source of this 1174-nucleotide messenger RNA. RefSeq names its product timeless interacting protein (gene tipin). Gene Ontology annotation, molecular function: DNA binding. Gene Ontology annotation, biological process: DNA replication checkpoint signaling; replication fork processing; replication fork arrest. The record is from RefSeq and is a predicted model, not a curated record. Bases 65 to 1162 code for a protein of 365 amino acids. Lineage: Eukaryota; Metazoa; Chordata; Chondrichthyes; Myliobatiformes; Myliobatidae. Gene Ontology annotation, cellular component: nucleus; replication fork protection complex. The transcript has 8 exons.
CGCGCUUUGGUUGUCUGAGAGAAAGGUGAGGACGUGAGCCCGGUCGAUAGGACAAGUUGCAGUGAUGAGUGACCCUUUGGAAAAUGGUUUGUUCGAUAUCCCUGACAAUGAAGAGUUAGAAGAUGAAAUCUUUCCUCCCCUUCCUCCUCCAACAUCACCUGGCCAACCGGGAUAUGGUGAAGGUUUCGCUGAUGGUGAAGAUGAAGCUCGACAAGAGGGAACUCAAUCUAAGGAGCCUGUAGUACUCAGGAAAAGUGUAAGGAGGCCACAGCCGAAACUGGAUGCUCAGCGGUUGACUUCAGAUCGAGGAUUACCAGCUUUACGAAACUUGUUCGAUGGUGUCCGAUUCAAAGGUAAAGGACACGAGGUAAGCCAGGGAAACAGACAACCACCCUGCUGGAACUCGCUCAAAAAUCAGCUGCCCAUGUUGAAGAAUGAAGACGUGAAGACUCUGCUGUGGCACAUGGAACAUUGGGCUCACAGGCUGUACCCCAAAUUACAAUUUGAAGAGUUUGUUGCAAAAGUGGAAGCCUUGGGUGGUAAAAAGGAAGUUCAGACCUGUUUGAAAAAAAUUCGUCUUGAUAUUCCCCUCACUACUGAAGACUUUACUUCCAAUGAAGCUGUGGAGAAUGAAGAUGUGCUCCAAGUUGAUAAUUCUGAAACUUCAUUCAACGAAAUGCCUAGCCAACCGGUUUCAACAUCAACUCCUUGCCCCAGCACACUGUCGGAGGAACAACGGCUUCGGAUUGAAAGGAAUAAACAGCUUGCACUUGAGAAACGACAAGCAAGACUUCAGUUGGCUAAUCAAACCCCCUCCAAUGAUCAUGGAGAUUCCCAGUGCUCGAGUCAGCCCAUGAUGGCAAAUGGAAAUAAGAUGGUGUUUGAUCCUGAUACGUUUGAAGAUGAAAAUGUAAAAACUAUAACUGUACCUUCUGAGCAACUUAGUGAAUCACAACUCCCAACAGAAGUCACUCUUGUAGAAACUCCAAAAGACUCUGAAGAGAUGAACAAAACAAUUGACUCUAUUGAACCAGCAGACAAUUCUGAAGCCACGGAGGGCACUUGUCCCAUACUCAUUCCUGAGACAGCACCAGAAGUGAAGAAAGUGAACAUGGAGACAGAGAUUUCCUGUUCAGGAGCUGGAAACCUCUACAAUGUGUGAUUAAAUGUGAAA